Aricia agestis (brown argus) is the source of this 1718-nucleotide messenger RNA. It is a transcript of the gene barc, whose product is annotated as HIV Tat-specific factor 1 homolog. Gene Ontology annotation, molecular function: RNA binding. The coding region runs from base 179 to 1684 and encodes 501 amino acids. Gene Ontology annotation, cellular component: U2-type spliceosomal complex; U2 snRNP. Gene Ontology annotation, biological process: mRNA splicing, via spliceosome. Lineage: Eukaryota; Metazoa; Arthropoda; Insecta; Lepidoptera; Lycaenidae. The transcript is spliced from 2 exons. The record is from RefSeq and is a predicted model, not a curated record.
GAGAAGAGUGCAGUUUUGUGUAAUUUUGUAUUUAUAACUUUUUCAAUUAUUAGCAUAAAACUCGGUGUUAUAUGGAAAUUUUUAAGUGGAUAUAAAUCAUACUUAACUAAUAAUCGAGGUAAUAUUAUAGAAGCGUUAUAUUUAUAUUAUACAGAUUACAAUUCCACGGUAAUCAAAAAUGGAUAAAUUUUCUAAAGGAGGCUUCGUCAUAAAAUUAUCGUGCGAGACAGUCCAAAAACUGUCAGAGGAAGAACACAAGUCUAAAACCGCCACUACUGGUAAUGAAACGAAAAACAAGGAUUUGAAUGUUGAUUCUAAGUCUAAUCAAAAUAAAGAUAAAGUAGAUGAAAAAAAGGAUAAAGAAGAGAAGCCUGGGCUAAAUGUAGAGACUGUAUCUGAUCAAAAUAGCAAAGCUUUGGAUACUCAACCUACACCUUCAAAGCCUACCCCAGAUGAUGUAUAUGCUGCACACGUGAGUUAUGAAGGAGACGUUGCUAUAUAUACUGAUCCAUCAACACAGCAAAAAUAUUCUUGGAAUAAAGAAUCCAGUACUUGGGAGUCUUUGCCAAUAAAAGAGGUACCUGGCAGGGUUUACAGCUAUGAAAAUGAUACUCACAUAUACACAGAGGCAGAUGGCUCGAAAUUCUUUUGGGAUGAUGAAAAAAAAGCAUGGAUCCCCAAAGUUGAUGACGACUUUCUAGCCAUUUAUCAAAUGUCAUAUGGAUUUGUGGAUAACACUUCUAAAGAUGAAAAGAAAGAUGAGAAGAAAGAGUUAGAAAAGAAAGAAGCUGGAGUCAAAAGAAAAAAUGAUCCACAGUGGUUUCAGCCAUCCGAGGACAAAAAUACUAAAGUAUAUGUGUCGAAUUUACCACUAGACUUAACGGAAGAGGAAUUUGUAGAUUUCAUGCAAAAGUGUGGACUCGUAGAAAGAGAUCCAAGGACACAAAAAAUGAAAGUCAAACUCUACAUGGAUAAAGAGCAAAAUUGUUUUAAGGGUGAUGCAUUAUGUACUUACAUUAAAAUUGAAUCAGUUGAGCUUGCAUUAAAUUUGCUGGAUGGCAGUGUUUUUAAAGGAAACAAAAUAAAAGUAGAAAGGGCUCAUUUUGAACUAAAAGGUGAGUAUAAUCCAGCACUUAAGCCAAAAAAGAAGAAAAAAAAGGAAUUGGAAAAAAUAAAGAAAAUGCAGCAAAAGUUAUUCGAUUGGAGGCCAGAAAAAUUUGUUGGAGAGAGAUCGAAGCAUGAAAGAAUUGUUAUAGUGAAAAACCUGUUUAAACCCUCAGAUUUUGAUAAAGAGGUUCAGUUGAUUUUGGAUUAUCAACAAGAUCUAAGAGAGGAGUGUAGUAAGUGUGGUGAGGUCAGGAAGGUUGUGAUUUACGACAGACAUCCUGAAGGUGUCGCACAAAUCACUAUGAAGGAACCGGAACAAGCUGAUGCUGUUAUUCAACUUAUUAACGGGCGAUGGUUUGGCAAAAGGCAGAUAACUGCUGAAACUUGGGAUGGCAGAACAAAGUAUAGGAUAGCUGAAACUGAUGCAGAUAUCAAUAAAAGAAUUGAUAAAUGGGGUAGAUUUUUAGAGGAAGGUGAGGAACCAGAGGAUAAAUCUAAGAAAGACCCAAUUUUGGAAGAUAAAAAAGAUAUACAAGAAAAGAAUCAAGAGACAAAUGUAGUACCAAGUAGUGAAUAAUUUUAAGUUCAUAAUAUAAAUACAAACUGUAUAA